AUGAUGGCAGCCAAAGCAGGUGUGUUUUGGUGCAAACUCCUCUUGGUUUUGCUGGUGUUGAGCUUAGAGGCGCACGGGAAGACGGUGAAAUACAAAGUUUAUGAGGAGCAGCGAGUGGGCACUGUGAUCGCCCGGCUGAAGGAGGACGUCGCAGGGGUACUGGCCAAACUACCCGCGUCCACGACCUUCCGAUUUCGUGCCAUGCAACGGGGUGACACACAGCCCCUGUCUGUGCGCGAAGAGGACGGGGAGAUCACCGUGGCGAGUAAGAUCGACCGAGAGAAGCUGUGCGAUAAGAAUCUGAACUGCACCAUUGAGUUCGACGUGGUGACGCUACCCACGGAGCAUCUGCAGCUGUUCCACGUUCAGGUGGAGGUGCUGGACGUCAACGACAACUCGCCGCACUUCUCCCGGUCCAUCGUCCCGGUGGAGAUCUCCGAGAGCGCGGCGGUGGGUACGCGCGUCACGCUGGACGGAGCUGUGGACGCAGACGUGGGGGACAACGCGCUGCACACGUACGCCCUGCAGCCCAACAACUUCUUCAAGAUCGAGGUGAGGACUCGUACGGAUGGGGCCAAGUACGCCGAGCUGGUAGUGAUGCGUGAGCUGGACCGGGAGUUGCAGCCCACAUACCAGCUCCUUCUCACCGCCUCUGACAACGGCGUCCCCCCCAAGUCGGGCUCCACACUCCUCAAGAUCACCAUCUCCGACUCCAACGAUAACAGCCCUGUCUUUGACGAACAAGCCUAUGUCAUCAACCUCUCGGAGAAUUCCCCCCUCGGCACGCUCAUCAUUGACCUGAAUGCUACAGACCCAGAUGAAGGCGCCAACGGCAAAAUCGUCUAUUCGUUCAGUGGACAUGUCUCGCCCAAGAUUCUGGAGACAUUCAAGAUCAACCCUGAGAGUGGACACAUCACUCUGGUCAAGAAGGUGGACUACGAAACUACGGCGUCGUACGAGCUGGAUGUGCAAGCUCAAGACAUGGGGCCCAACGCCAUCCCGGGGCUGUGCAAGAUUGUGGUGAAACUGGCGGACGUCAACGACAACAAACCAGAGAUCAACAUCAAUUUGAUGACUCCAGGGAAGGAAGAGGUGGCAUACAUUUCCGAAGGUGCUCCUGUAGACACGUUCAUUGCGCUGGUUAGGGUGGACGAUGGUGACGCAGGGUUGAACGGGGAGGUGGUGUGCCGGCUUCAUGGCCAUGGGCACUUCCGACUGCAGAAGACUUACGAGAAGAACUACAUGAUCCUCACCAACGUGUCUCUGGACCGGGAGAAGAGGUCUGAGUACAGCCUGACAGUCAUCGCUGAGGACAAGGGAUCGCCGAGUCUGUCCACCGUCAAACACUUUACUGUGCAGGUCUUGGACGAAAAUGAUAACCCACCGCGUUUCGAAAAGAACCGCUACGAAGUGUUCAAGUCUGAAAACAACUCCCCCGGGGCCUUCCUCAUGACCGUAGUGGCUUCAGACGCCGACCUGGGCACCAACGGGCAGGUGACGUACAGCGUGAUUGACACUCUGGUCCAGGGAAGUCCCAUCUCCACCUACGUCACUGUGGACCCUUCCAAUGGAGCCGUGUAUGCCCUGCGCAGCUUCGACCACGAGGACGUCAGCCGCAUUGCCUUCACGGUACAGGCGCGCGAUGGAGGGAACCCACCACUAUCCACCAACUCCACCGUGCUGCUCACCGUGUUGGAUGAGAAUGACAACGCCCCAGUCAUCCUGACUCCUGCCCUCCGCAACCACACGGCUGAGCUGCCCGUGUGGAGGUAUGCCUCCCCCGGACAGCUGGUCACGGCGAUGAAGGUGAGCGACCGGGAUGCUGGCGCCAAUGGGGAACUGAGCUGCUCUAUUGUGUCCGGUAACGAGGAGGGGUUGUUUGUAAUGGACCCCCGCCGCUGUGAGCUGCGCACCAACGCCAGUCUGGAGCAGGUGAACAGGGACGUGGUGGAAAUCCGGGUGGAAGUCCAGGACAGAGGCACCGUACGGCUGACCACUGGGGCUGUAUUCAGGCUAGGAUUACAGGAAACCAUGGAGGUCCUGGCUCCGCUAUACCCGUCGGGCUCAGGCCAGGCCACUCUGGACCUGUCCCUCAUUGUCAUCAUCUCCCUGGGGGCCGUGUGCGCUCUGCUCUUGGUGGUCAUGGUCAUGUUUGCCACGGCCCGUUGCAGCCGCGAUAAGAAAGACCCGCGCCGCAACUACAACUGCCGCACGGCCGAGACCAGCUACCAGAACCGGCCCAAGAAGCCUUCGCGGCAGAUCCACAAGACCGACAUCACCCUGGUGCCCACGGUGAACGGGUCGCUCCCCGUCAGAGCUCAUCCGCGCUCACCAUCCGCCUCACCCGCACCCGACCGUGGCACCCUGGCCAGCCGGCAGAGCCAUCACAGCCGCCAGUCACUCAACAGCCUCGUCACAAUCUCAUCCAACCACGUGCCUGAGAACUUUGCACUGGAGCUGGCCCACGCUACACCCCCAGUGGAGGGCCAGUACCAGCCUCGGCCGAGUUUCCGCGGCAACAAGUACACACGCAGCUACAGAUAUGCGCUGAACGAGAUGGAUAAGUUCAGCCUGAAGGACAGCGGUCGUGGAGACAGCGAGGCGGGGGACAGCGACUAUGAGCCCGGCAGGGAGUCACCCAUGGAGAGGCUGCUGGGCGAGGGGUUUGGAGAUACCUUCCACGGCCACGACGGACCACACCGGCCCCAUGCAGGCAUGAGGCUGUGCACAGAGGAGUGCAGGGUCCUGGGACACUCGGACCAGUGCUGGAUGCCCCCCCUGGCCUCACCCUCCCCCUCCUCGUCCUCCGACUACAGGAGCAACCUCUACAUCCCCGGAGAGGAGGCUCGGCAACCCACAGACCUACCCCGUGAGAGCGCUCCUGUGCCCUGCACCGACCGCAACCAAAGCUUCUCAACGUUUGGCAAGGAGCUGAGCGGAGAGGAGAGGGAGGCGGAGGUAGGCACGCCUCUGCGGGACCAGGACGUGUGCGGGACGUCAUCGCUGCUGUCAGAGAUGAGCAGCGUGUUCCAGAGGCUGCUGCCCGCCGGCCUGGACACAUACACGCAGGUAAACGAGGGUCAGCGGAGCAGCAGCCUGAGCGGGAUGGGGGUCCCUCUCAGCGGCUCUCUGGACCGCAGAAGAGGCCACCUGCCGGGUAAGGCCAGCCCUUCUGUGCACCAGCAGGGCGUAGCAGCCUGGGCAGCGAACACACACUUCCAGAACCCCAGUAUGGGUCACCCUCAUCCCGGGGCCUACCACACCCUCAAGCCCAGCACCAAACUGAGCCCCCAGCCCAGCUCUAGCUCCACCCCUCUGCUUACAGCAAGCCCUGCAACGCCUGCCCCACUGCCGACGCCCAUGGCCAAGUGGCUGCCGGCCAUGGAGGAGAUCCCAGAGAACCACGAGGAGGACGAGUGUGAGUGUGUGCUUGCGCCCCUGCAGGCCAAGCGCUGCGACAGCAGCAGCAGCCGACACACGCUGGUGGAUGCCAGUGAGCUGGUGGCUGAGAUCAACAAACUCUUACAGGACGUGAGGCAGAGCUAG
Messenger RNA from Knipowitschia caucasica, 3546 nucleotides. Lineage: Eukaryota; Metazoa; Chordata; Actinopteri; Gobiiformes; Gobiidae. The record is from the annotation of a GenBank genome assembly.